CGUUAUCUAACAGAGAUGACUUAAUAGUUACAACUGUAGCGAGGUGGGCGGAACACGACGGAUCACUGAGAUAUGGAGCUCCUAAUACCUCUUUUUGUCGUUUUGACGAUUUCACAGGUGAGUCUGACAAACGAAAUACCACGGAGAUGCAACAACUCAAGCACGACUGAAGACAGAGAAGCCAUACGCGAGCUGUUCGCUCUGGUGAAGGAUGCGCAGAGAUCCCUGUUAGAAACUGACAAAAUGUUGAUGAUGUGUCGCCAACAACUUACUAACCUCGAGAGGGAGCAAGCUAAACUAUCACCACCAAUACUGAUUCCCGCUGCCUUUUACGUAAGUCUGAGCCAGAAUGUCUUCAACCCGGAAGCCAAGCGUCCAGUACUGUUUGACCGGGAAACACUGGAUUUGACGGCGAACUACAACCCUAAUGAUGGCAAGUUCACCGCUAAAGUGCCGGGAGUCUACUCAUUCUCGUGGACCGUCGCCACCAACUACGGACAAUACCUAUUCGCGACAUUAAUGCAUAAUGACUUCGUGACCGGACGAACCAUAGCAGGCGACGCUGUUGACAGCAGCAUGGCGACCGGUACCGCCAUUCUGCACAUGAACGAGGGAGACACGGUGAUGGUUGUAGUCGACCAAAGCUCAAAAGGAGCAGAAGUAAUGGCCUCGAUGAGCGCUCUCUCCGGGUUCUUCGUUACGGGCUGAACUUAAAUAAAAGUCGAUAACGUAAUAAAUGUGACCUCAAAUGAA
Molecule: messenger RNA, 753 nt
Organism: Mizuhopecten yessoensis (Yesso scallop)
Lineage: Eukaryota; Metazoa; Mollusca; Bivalvia; Pectinida; Pectinidae
Product: complement C1q tumor necrosis factor-related protein 2-like
Exons: 4
Coding region: 73-708 (211 amino acids)
Molecular function (GO): protein binding
Source: RefSeq, a predicted model, not a curated record